Myxocyprinus asiaticus (Chinese sucker) is the source of this 1677-nucleotide messenger RNA. RefSeq names its product homeobox B10a (gene hoxb10a). Gene Ontology annotation, biological process: regulation of transcription by RNA polymerase II. Gene Ontology annotation, molecular function: DNA-binding transcription factor activity, RNA polymerase II-specific; RNA polymerase II cis-regulatory region sequence-specific DNA binding. Gene Ontology annotation, cellular component: nucleus. NCBI's taxonomy places the organism in Eukaryota, Metazoa, Chordata, Actinopteri, Cypriniformes, Catostomidae. The record is from RefSeq and is a predicted model, not a curated record.
AUGGCUCUAUUGCGUUACCAGUUUCUCCAUGGAGCUGUGAACUUGGAUGGAGCACACUUGAGAUCCUUCCAGGUUCCUCAGGUCAGCGUGUGCCCCUUCAACGCUUCAGGUGGAAAAGAGGAUCCAUCCUAUUUUACGUUGGACUCGACAGGGCAAGUCAGGCAAUCUCUCGAAAUCUCAGCUCAGACUCAUAUAUGGGCUCUCUGAAAGGCACAGGUCCAAAUACAGAAAACCAGUGUUCAAACCCCUGACACGGACGGCAAUCCUGACAGUCCUCUGCAAUCUUCCCACUCAUACUCGCAACAUUUGCACAGUUUGUCUUUAUCCGCACCCUCCUGCUCAGAAUCUGACAAUAAGCAUCUCACCCAUUACUUGGCUCUUGACAGCAGUAAAUGCCCAAGCCAGUGGAGUGAAAGCAGCACCGACAGAAGCCUCAUUACCACACUGAGCAUCAGUCAGAAAAACAGAGAUGACACAGAGCCAAAUAAUUCUCGGAGACUUUACCGGUAGCGGUAAAACUCUCAGAAAGUGGGUAGACAAGUGACAAAAGAUAAAAACGUAACUUUAGAAGACGCUGCAAGUGGCUGGCUGUCGACGAAAGUUGGAAGGAAGAAGCGAUGUCCUUACAGCAAACACCAAAUCUUAGAGCUGGAAAAAGAAUUCCUAUUCAACAUGUACCUGACUCGCGAGCGCCGCCUGGAGAUAUACCGGAGCCUAAAUCUCACCGACCGCCAGGUUAAAAUCUGGUUUCAGAAUCGCAGGAUGAAACUGAAAAAAAUGACGAGAGAGCAUAGCACAAGGGACCCUGGCAACAAUUUCACUCUCUAGUCAGUUCUGUAAGACGGAGAAAGAAGAUCGAACUAUGCGCACAAAUCAUUGCAGCCAUCAUCAGUUGCAAGUGGAAUAAUGCCUCUGUUGGAUUAACAGGAAGAAACAUUCAGUCAAAUUUGACUACGACGGUUCACAAUCUGUGCUUUAUAAGGCUAAUGUAACGGAGAUAAAUUAGCCAGUACAUCGCAUGAAGAACAGAAUAACGUCAUAAGAAGAUAAGCCUGUUUGGUCGCUCAGUGUAAGCUACAAGUCCAGGAGCACUUUAUUUAAGUUCUGGCGAACCUUUUUUAAAGACUUAACAUUUUUUUAAUUUUCGAUAUCUGACCCAGAUUUUUGAGGAUGAUUGUUUACAGCAUAUGAGUGUUACUAUGGUUUGGGUUUAUCACAUAGUGCCUAAUUUUAUAUUUUAAGUAACAUAUAAUUUUGUCUGACAGUCUAACAUCCCAAGUAAAUAAAAUAUCUUUAAGUGAAUCCAUUAUCAGAGGAACGAAUUUUACAUAUGAAAUAAGGCGGUUGUGUUUUUUGUCUGGUCUUGAUAUUGGCGAAGAGGCACAGAUUUUCUGAUGAUGCAUGGUUUAAUAUACUAACAGACUUUCUCUGACUAAUUACUGUGUUUGAAAAUGUGUGCAUUUUAAAUAAAAGAUUGCUUUACGUAAUAAUUUCAAGUUUAUUCGGUAUAAUAAGAGCAUUACGACCUUGAAAAUCUGUCAGAACUACCUGAAUUACUAUAAUUAUGGCUUAGAUCUGCAAUGUUUUGGUUGUAUGAGAAACGUUUUUUAGUAUAAAAGGACGUUGUGAGCAUUUGAGGUUUGCAUUGGAUCAUUAGACCUACUUAUCUUCUAAAUA